AUGAGCGAGGAUGCCCUCGAAAGUGGUGGACAUGGCGCGCGUAGGGCUGUAGAAGAAGCCGGCUUCAGCGCACAACUCAAGGCACAGCUCGAGCAACGCAUCGCCGCUGCAUCUCUCCAGCCGCUCGAUGCCAACCUCCCAGCCUCGGCGUCCCGCCAUACACGCGACCUGGCGACAACCGAGGCAUGGACUGGCGCCGAGAGCAUUCACGAUGUCUCGCUACGAAUGCUCAACGAUGCACACAAGCCGCUGCGAAUGGGCCCGAGAGCAACAUCUAGUCCGGCAGUCCAGAUGCCGCAGAGCAUCGACACAGGCCGCAGGCGUAGCAAAGCCGGGCAGGGCCUACGGUUGGCCAACGCACGCGACCGCACAAACAUGUACGCCUCUGUGCGGUCCGACGCCCAUCUCGACGAAACUGAACGCGAGAAGCGUCUACAAGGGCUCAAGGAACGUUUUGAACCGCAUGGGCGUAUCAUCGUACCAGGCUCGAUACAAGGCUUGGCUUCUCUGGCAGACAGGCGCAUUGAGGAUGCCAUCGCACGAAACCAGUUCAAAAACAUCCCCCGCGGCAAAGGCAUGCACGUCGAACGGGACCACAAUGCCAGCAGUCCCUUCAUCGACACAACCGAGUACUUCUUGAACAAGAUCAUUCAGAAGCAAGAAAUCGUUCCGCCGUGGAUCGAGAAGCAGCAGGAACUCACCAGCGCAGCUUCAAGGUUCAGAGGUAGACUGAGGGCAGACUGGAAGCGACACGCUGCAAGAGAGAUUGCGAGUGCCGGUGGUUCGCUGCAGGACCAGGUGCGGAGGGCUGAGGCGUACGCGCGAGCCGAGCUGAUCGUGAAUCCGUCCAAAGUCAAGAAAGAGACUCUAACCACCGUGGACAAGGAUGGACAAUUGUCACAAAUCUCACUAUCAGGCGAGCUCAAACGCUCCUCGUCAGACGCCUCAGAUACGACCCUCGUCUCUGAGAUCACCGCAGAGAAAACACCUCUUGAUGCCGGUACCGACAUCGCUCCUAGCCCAACAACAACACAAACCGUCGAGGUGCCUCUUGCUGUUCCAUCAACAUCCGUUGAAGUCGCAUCCGCAUUCGCAUCUGAAGACCCUACCGCAAGCCCAUCCGCAAGACCACCGCCACCAACACCAGCAGUCGUCUUCCGCGACCCCGUCUGGCUUGCAAACGAAACCUCGUACCUGACCGCCGCCAUAGCUGAUCUCAACUCCAAAGCGCGCUCCUACAACCUGCAAGCCCCAGAACUCGCACGAAAACCCUACUUCAAUCUCGAUCGCGAGGUGGCAGCCUGCUACUCAGAUGUCGCGCCCCUGCUAGCCGAAGCGAUCGUGGAUCGGGCGCGCAAGCCCGUGAAGAAGACAGAGAGCUUCGGCCAGAGCCUCAGCGAGCGCGGCAUCAUGGGCACGCUAGGUGGCGCUCCUGUGCGUGUCCGCGACGAACGCACCACGAAACAGUACGGUUUCAAGCAGUUCUGGAACGACUUGUUUGCGCCCAAGCCAAAGGAUCCGUGGGCCUGA
Molecule: messenger RNA, 1530 nt
Organism: Ascochyta rabiei
Lineage: Eukaryota; Fungi; Ascomycota; Dothideomycetes; Pleosporales; Didymellaceae
Exons: 1
Coding region: 1-1530 (509 amino acids)
Source: RefSeq, a predicted model, not a curated record